CAUAAAAGCCUGAUCACGCGACCCAGGCGAGGCACUGCAGCAUAAACACCUCCAGCGUCCAGCACAGACGAGCUUCUAAACACGACACUGCGGUUCGAGAGAAGCCUUUGCUAGAGUCACGAUGCUUCUCACGCUGCUUUUUAUCUCCACGGCCGUGGCGAGUCCCCUGUUGGGUACGGAGCAGUGUGCCCGCGGUCCCCCCUACUGGUGCCAGAAUGUCAAGACCGCUUCCCUUUGUGGUGCCGUCCAACACUGCCAACAGAACGUGUGGAACAAGCCUCAGAUGAAAUCUGUGCCAUGUGAUCUGUGCAAAGAGGUGUUGAUGGUGGUGGAGCAGCUUUUGAAGGACAAUGCCACAGAGGGCGAACUCCUCGGAUACAUGGAGAAGGCCUGUCAGCUGAUCCCUGACGAGGGCCUGGCUGACCAGUGCAAGGAGAUUGUUGACAACUACUUCCCCAUUCUCAUGGGCAUCAUCGAAGGAGAGCUGGAUGACCCCGGUGUGGUGUGCGGUGCUAUGGGCCUGUGUGUGUCCCAGCAGGCAACUCUGGCUAAAGCUCAGCUCAUGUCCAAUGAGAUCCCUAAGGUGGACCUGAACCAGCGUGUCAACCCCUUCCUGCUCAACAUCCCUCAGCUGCUCUACCCUCAAGAGAAUACCAAGGAGGAGACCCCCAAACAGACUGGUGGAGAUGUGUGCCAGGACUGUGUUACGUUCAUCUCUGACACUCAGGAGGAAGCCAAAGCCAAUUCCUCAUUUAUCAACACUCUACUCGCGAGGGUGGAGAGCCAGUGUGAGCUGCUGGGACCUGGCAUGUCUGAUAUGUGCAAGGAGUACAUCAGCCAGUAUGGACCAUUGGUCUUUCAACAGCUUAUGUCUAUGGAGCAGCAACCCAAGGACAUCUGCUCUCGUGCUGGAUUCUGCUCCACUCAGAAUAAAUCUGUGCACAUGGAGGAGCUCUUGCCUGCCAAAUCGAUCCCUGCUGUCAAGAUGUUCCCUGCAACCAAACUUGAAACACCUGUCAAAAGCAAGCCUGCUAAGAAUCUGGUGCAAGUACGUGACUCUCCUCAGUGUGCCAUCUGUGAGUUUGUGAUGAAGGAAAUUGAGGACAUGGUUCAGGAUCACACAUCUGAGGAAGAGAUUGUGCAGGCUGUGGAGAAAGUCUGUGACAUUUUACCCUCCACACUCACCGCUCAGUGCAAGGACCUGAUUGAGACCUACGGCCAGGCCAUCAUUGAACUGCUUGUGCAGGAGGCCGAUCCCAAAACCAUCUGCUCUUUCCUCGCUCUCUGCAAUGGGGUCAGCCAUGUCUCUGUAAUGGACAAGCAACGAUUUGAGGCGGGUGGCUUCUGUGACGUGUGUAAGAUGGCAGUGCGUUAUGUGGACGGGAUCCUGGAGCAGAACGCCACUCAGGCCGAGAUCGAGGAGGCUGUGCUGAAGGUCUGCGACUUCUUGCCUGACGCUGUCAGAGAUGAGUGUAACCAGCUCAUUGAGCAGUAUGAGCCUCUGCUGGUACAGCUGCUGCUCCAGACGCUGGAUCCUGACUUUGUCUGCAUGAAGCUGGGAGCAUGUCCUGAGGCAGUGCAGAGGCUGCUGGGAUUGGAGCAGUGCAGCUGGGGACCAUCAUACUGGUGUAAGAACGUGGAGACCGCUUCUCGCUGUAACGCCUUGGACCACUGCAGGCGUCACGUGUGGAGCUAAAGGAUGAGCAGAGCGUUCCACAACAAUCUUGGGAAACUAAAGGGGAAUUGCUGUAGAGCUGCUUUUCUGUUGUGAAAUCAAUAUUUGGGUUUUCUUUAAAAAGUGACAACUGUCACAGCUAAUUUAACAGCCUUGUUUCAGGGGAAAGAAAGCUUUUACUGAAAGGACGUGUAUUUUGAGGGGGCAGGGGUUUGGAGGGAGUUAGGAAUAGCAGGUGUAGUUAUAUGGGAAAUACUUGCACUGAAACAAUUUUUUUUUUUUUUUUUUGUGCUAUUUUGGCUAUUUUAGACGUAAUAUUCUUUUAGUUGUACAAUGUCGGUUUCUUUAAAUAUGCACAGAGCAUGAGAGUUUAUAUGGAAAUAGAUUGUGCCUUUAUCAGAAGAGGUGGUCUGAGACCCCUGAGAAUGACGAUGAAAUGCUUUGGAUGCUCCAUUUUCCCUGCCUCCCUCUUUAACUGCAAAUGCACCUGCAAGGCCAGUGAUUUAAAUCUUUGUUUUUAAUGGGUGACACUUUUGGUCCUAAUGGAAGUCGAUUCUCUUUAACUGUCAUUCUGUCUAUUAAUGAUCUGAAGGGGAAGUGAUGUUGACGUUCCUGAUGUUCAACUGAUGCCCGUCACUGAUUGACACUGCUACCUAAAUGUCAGAUUUUAUCCUUGUGCUUCACACUGUUCAGACUGAGCCUUUUUGUUUUUUAACAGUUAAAAU
Sinocyclocheilus rhinocerous is the source of this 2400-nucleotide messenger RNA. It is a transcript of the gene psap, whose product is annotated as prosaposin. The record is from RefSeq and is a predicted model, not a curated record. Lineage: Eukaryota; Metazoa; Chordata; Actinopteri; Cypriniformes; Cyprinidae. Gene Ontology annotation, biological process: sphingolipid metabolic process. Gene Ontology annotation, cellular component: lysosome. The transcript has 15 exons. Bases 122 to 1696 code for a protein of 524 amino acids.